Molecule: messenger RNA, 872 nt
Organism: Centruroides sculpturatus (bark scorpion)
Lineage: Eukaryota; Metazoa; Arthropoda; Arachnida; Scorpiones; Buthidae
Gene: mRpL19
Product: 39S ribosomal protein L19, mitochondrial-like
Exons: 5
Coding region: 175-822 (215 amino acids)
Biological process (GO): translation
Cellular component (GO): mitochondrial large ribosomal subunit; ribosome
Molecular function (GO): structural constituent of ribosome
Source: RefSeq, a predicted model, not a curated record
ACUGCGAUACCAGAUAUUAAUAAGGAGGAACAGAAAAAUUUACCUGAAAAAAGUGAAAAUAAAGUCAGUGUACCAGAUUUUAAAACAUUGGCAGAGUAUAGAUUUAUUUAUCCGGAAUUUUUGCCCAACCCGCAAAGAAAUCGUAGACACAAAAUUCGUGAGUCUCUAGAGAGGAUGGAUAUGUUAAAGCGGAGAUCUGUUCUUGAAAUUCCAGAGUUUUACGUUGGUAGUAUUCUUGCAGUAACUGUAUCUGAACCUUGGUCACCUGGAAAAACUAACAGAUUUGUUGGAAUUUGUAUAUUGAGAGAAGGGCAUGGAUUAAGAGCCAGCUUCAUACUUAGAAAUGUAGUCGAUCAUUUAGGAGUCGAAAUUAGAUACGAUUUAUAUAAUCCAACGAUACGGAAGAUCGAAGUGUUAAAAUUGGAAAAGCGAUUAGAUUUUCAUCUAGUAUAUUUGAGAGAUGCAGCACCCGAAUACAGUACAUUUCCAUUUGAUAUGGAAGCCGAAACACGCACCGAAGGAGCACCCGUUCCAAUUAAUCCAAUGAAAGUUAAAUUAAAGCCCCCUCCCUGGUACGCUCAUUGGGAACGUUUUGAACUGAAAGGAAUAGAGUACGAACUUUCGGAACUAGAUUACAGAAAAGCAAAACAACACGAAAAGCCCUGGGAGAAAUUCGACUUGAUGAAAGAAUACAGAGAAAACGUUCCCGAAGAACACCAGAAAGAAAUCUGGGAAGAAGUCCACCAACAUCACAUAUCUCUAAGUCAGAAACAGAAAAAAGAAAGACGUAAAAAGCAACUGUUGAAAGCCAGAGAUAAUUAAUUAUGUAUUAAUGAAGAUGUAGUUUAUUAAUAAAAUUAAGCCAUAUAUAA